Messenger RNA from Hevea brasiliensis (rubber tree), 2605 nucleotides. RefSeq lists its product as uncharacterized. The transcript is spliced from 4 exons. Gene Ontology annotation, molecular function: protein binding. Bases 182 to 2428 code for a protein of 748 amino acids. The record is from RefSeq and is a predicted model, not a curated record. Lineage: Eukaryota; Viridiplantae; Streptophyta; Magnoliopsida; Malpighiales; Euphorbiaceae.
CCUCUCUCUCUCUCUCUCUCUCUCUCGAGCCUAGCGUCUCUGGAGAGAGAUAAAUUCUAAUAAAUAUUAAAAAUUAUAAAAAAAAAGCUGAAAAGAAGGAAUCGAAUCUUACCUGAGAAGCUGCAGCGAAGGGUUUUAUACACCGCUGAGGCUCUCCCUCUCCGCCAUCCACGUUUCUGUCAUGACCGUGUUCUCCGGCAAGCAAGUGGUCCCUGUCGACUACGAGGCUGAGGUCUCGCAGCGGCUUCUCGAUGCUUCUCUCGCCGGCGAUCUUAGAUCGGCUCUCGAUUGCAUCGCCGAUUCCUUCGUAGAUAUCAACUUCGUCGGCGCGGUUUACUUGAAAUGUAGAAAGAGUGAGGUUGUUUUGCACGAUGAAUCGCCGAGUGAAGUUUGCGCCGACUACGAGGAGUUUAAAACUGACGUUACGGCUUUGUUCAUCGCCGCUCAUGUUGGAAAUGUGGCUCUUGUGAAAAAAUUGCUGAGUUUAGGUGCUGACGUGAACCAGAAACUCUUCAAGGGCUUCGCCACAACAGCGGCAGUGAGAGAGGGCCGCCUUGAGCUUUUGGAGAUUUUACUUAAAGCUGGGGCAUCUCAGCCAGCAUGUGAGGAGGCUUUAUUGGAAGCAAGCUGUCAUGGUCAGGCAAGGCUGGUGGAACUGCUCAUGAGCUCUGAUUUGAUUAGGCCCCAUGUUGCCGUGCAUGCACUUGUCACUGCAUGCUGCAGGGGAUUUGUGGACGUUGUAGACAUACUCACAGCGUGUGGCGUAGAUGUAAAUGAAACUGAUAGAUUGCUGCUGUUGUCAUCAAAGCCUUCUUUGCACACAAAUGUUGACUGUACUGCACUUGUUGCUGCUGUUGUCAGUAGGCAGAUUGCUGUCGUUCAUAUGCUGCUAAUGGAUGGUGCCAGGACAGAUUUCAAAGUGAGUCUAGGAGCAUGGUCAUGGGACACUACUACUGGAGAAGAGUUUCGAGUGGGCGCAGGACUAGCUGAGCCCUACACAAUUACCUGGUGUGCAGUGGAGUAUUUUGAAACUACGGGUGCUAUAUUGCGCAUGCUUCUCGAACACACCUCCCCAAACACUACUCACCAUGGAAGAACUCUCCUCCACCACGCCAUUCUCUGUGGUAAUGCUGGAGCUGUCAAUGUGCUACUGAGCUGUGGUGCCAAUGUGGAGUACCCUGUCAAAACUCAAAAAACCGAGUUCCGGCCCAUACACAUGGCUGCCCGUUUAGGCUUACCAACUAUCCUUAAAUGUCUAAUAGAUUCAGGUUGUGAUAUAAAUUCCAGGACAGAAACUGGUAACACAGCUUUGAUGAUAAGUGCAAAAUAUAGGCAAGAAGAGUGUCUGAGAGAAUUGGCCAUGGCUGGAGCUGAUUUUGGCUUAGUUAAUGCUGCUGGUCAAUCUGUGUUUUCACUUGCUGGGAAAAACAGGUGGUCCCUUGGUUUUCAGCAAACAGUGCUUGAUGUGAUUAGGGCUGGACAGAUUCCCACAUCAAGCAAUAUUUCUAUGUUCUCUCCUCUAAUCUUUGUAGCUCAAGCUGGUGAUAUAGAGGCCUUAAAAGUGUUGAUUAAUUGGGGAGAGAUUAACCUUGAUUAUCAGGAUUGUAAUGGUUUCUCAGCAGUUAUGUUUGCUGCUUUAAAGGGUCAUGUUGAAGCAUUCCAAUUGUUGGUCUAUGCAGGGGCUGAUGUGAAGCUGCAUAAUAAAGCUGGUGAAACUGCUAUCACCUUAUCUGAAAUGAGCCAGAAUCACGAUCUGUUUGAGAAAGUAAUGCUUGAAUUUGCACUAGAAAUGGGUAAUCGUAAUGCAGGAGGGUUCUAUGCAUUACAUUGUGCAGCUCGUCGUGGAGACCUGGAUGCAGUCAAAUUGUUGACAAGCAGAGGUUAUGAUGUGAAUCUCCCUGAUGGGGAUGGCUAUACUCCUCUCAUGUUAGCAGCAAGAGAAGGCCAUGGAUCCACCUGUAAACUUUUGAUUUCAUGCGGGGCACACUGUGAAUUUAAGAAUUUUAGAGGUGAAACAGCACUCUCGCUUGCAAGAAAAAAUGCUGGCGUGAAAAAUGAUGCAGAAAAUGUAAUACUAGAUGAGCUUGCUUGCAAGCUGGUUUUAGGAGGUGCCCAUGUGCAGAAGCACAGAAAGAGGGGCAAAGGAUCACCACAUGGGAAGGAGUUGAUAAUGAUAGGGGGUACCGGAGUACUUCGUUGGGGGAAGUCAAGUCGGAAGAAUGUCAUAUGCCGGGAGGCAGAGGUAGGUCCAAGCCCAGUUUUUCGGAAGAAUAGAAGGAACAAGGGUGAUGCAGAUGCUCCUGGAAUUUUCCGGGUAUUGACUACCAAAAAGAAAGAGUUGCACUUUGUCUGCCAUGGUGGGUUAGAAAUGGCUGAGUUGUGGGUCAGAGGUAUUAAACUUGUGACAAGGACGGCUAUUUGCUCUUGAACACAGGCUGAAGACAUGAAUUGCGAUGUCUUGUUUAGGGAGUAUAUAUAGAUAUUUAGAGUACUUCAUCUUGAAGUAGUUUGAACUGUUACAUUUCAGUGUAAAGGUUUUGAUCCUCAGUGGCGGUAAAUGCUUUUUCAUCCAAAGUAAAUUCAGUAGCAUUUGAUCAUUGUACAA